CUCCAAUCAAAGACGAUUUCCACUUUAACUAUGGCUAUUGCUCCUUUCGUUCUUCGUUCUCAGUGUCUCCACGCUUGUAAUUCGAGCAGCAGGUCUUCUUCAUCAUCAAAUACAGCAAUUAAACUUUAUCGAGGAUGACGACAGUUUCUACGAGUGCCUGCAACUUCUCCCAUCAAGAAGACAACAGCACACAAAGAGAAAUAAACUUUUGUUUGGAAUACCUCAACUAUGCAGCGUUUAAUAGCCUCUUCCCUUUGGUUGUACUUCUAAUUGUGAUUAUCAUUGUCGGCUUUUGCGGGAACCUCCUCGUCUUCUCCGUGUACUUCAAACAGUUCGAUGCCAGCGCCACGCGUGUGUUCGUGCUGGCCAUGUCCGCCUGCGAUCUCCUCACCAACGUAUUUUUACUGAACUGGUUGAUUCAUAAUAUGAGAUACAAAUAUACAAAAGGGGAUAUUUUCUGCAAAUUUCAAUUUAGUUUGGCAACAUGUCCAAUUUUCAUGUCAUUCCAGAUCCUCGUGUGUGUCGCCCUGGAUCGUCGCCGCCGCAUCUGCCAGAUUCAUAAACGACAACUGAACGCCCGACAAGCGACUUACCUGUUGAUUUUCCCUUUUAUUUUGGUCCUUUGUAUUGUUUGUCCUUUUGCAGUUUUGUACGGCGCAAAGACUUUAGAGACUGACUUACCUGAAAUAAAAGGAACUACUUGCGGGUUUGCGGAUACACAAUUUGGAAGAAAAGUAAAAAUAGCUUAUGGCGCUACCAUUGGAACUGGCUAUGGAGUCGGCUUUGCAUUACUGACAUUUUCUUACAUGCAGAUCUCUCGCAAAAUUUAUCACCAGAAAAAGAAGAUUGAAAAACUGAAUAUUACAGCGCUUUCUCCCGAGGACAAGCAUAAAAACAAAGGGAAUGCUAAAAACACGGACGAAGUGGAAAUAGAGUUUCAGAAAAAUACUCCUUCUAAUGAUUUCGAAACCACAACCGAUUGUCCAGAUCUUUCUGAUCAAAAAGAACGAAUGCGUUUGGAGAUGACGACGAGCGACUUUGUCGAACGCCCGGUGAAUGUAGGCCCUUGUUCAAACUUGCGUCAUCCCCAGGACAUAUCUGCUCGAAAAAAAUAUGUUAUCAUGAUGAACAUAACAGACAAGAUGUCUACAGACGCACACGGACUUCCAAAAAGUCUACUGGGCCGAGGGGGAAAGUAGAAAGUACCUCUGGAAGGUCGACUCCAGAAUGUUCCAUCAAAAAUUCGAUUCCAGCGAGCAAGAAAGUGUCCAAGAGUGAAGCGACUUCUGCAUCAGCGAAAAAAAUUUCAGCCUCUUCAGUUCUAGAGAGGUUCGCAGGGUUUCAUGCAAAACAUACAGGUCACGUUUGCUUGGAAACUACCCAAGAUCUCCGUUUUCAAAAAGCUUGGCGGAAACAGCGUCGUAAGGCAUUUUUUUCCAAAACGACUCUUAUGAUGUUUGUGUUGAGUGUCGCAACCCUUGUCGUCUAUGUCCCUUACAUCACUGUGGUACUGCUUCAAAUCCAAUCCACAAGAGUUCAUAUGAACACACAGCAACUGAAAAUCAUCUUUCGAUCCUUUCCAAUCAUCAACAGUGUCAUCAACCCUUUUAUCUACAGCUUCUGCAAUCCAAAGUUUCGCCAGGAGUGUCGUCGGUUUCUGAAGAAGUGCAGUAACACCAUUUAUCCAAGGAUGUGAUUUUUUUUUUCCUUUUACAAUAAAUGUUUUCUAUCUUUAAUGGUUGGAUGAAGCAACGAUUUUUACAAAAUGUGCGUACUGCACGAAGAAAGUAAUUACAUCCUUAUUCAGAGACCACUAUUCACACUCGAAAAAUCGUGGCGAAAAAGAAUUCUGUGAAAGUGCAAACUUAUUACUCGUGGAUUAUCUAACAACCUAGGUUUCCAGAAGUGAAUUGUGCUGGGCUAACAGUGUUCUUGGUCAUCCUACCAACUUUGACUUUUAUUCACAAAGCAUGUGUAUACAGAAAUAUGAAUUUGUUAUACACUGCUGAUACAUUUCAGUGACUGGUUCGGUAAGAAAAAUAAUCCAAAAAAAAAAAUCGACGGUCAAGUGUAGCGACAACAUAAAGAACAGAUCAGUGAAAACGAACCACAGAUGCACUGGGAAAUUAGUGUGAGCAUACCGAAGACUAAACAGCAUAUCCCUACACGUUAAAUGGAAUUCACCUGGUGUAAGGGAAGUAAUCGAAUGACUCUAUAGAAAGGUUGCACAUCAUGAUGCUCUGAAGCCCUUGCUUGAAACUUUAUCAAACGUUUGGUUUACUGAGAUAUCGCUCUCUUUUCUUGAAAUGCAUGAAAAUAUUUUUUCAUAUAUCUUUUAAGAAAUUGUGAUUGACGAUUGAUAAUGCUUUAGGUCUCUCUCUCUUAAUUAUCUCCCUUCAUGAGACAUUCUUGCCUUGUUUCCUGCUAUUUUCCUAUAAGGUAAAAAAAGGUAAAGGUCGUCCCAUAACCUUUAAAGGUCGUUUGGGGAGUGAGGUGUUAGAGACCCCACUUUUCUCGGGGCCAGCUUUUUACAUGAGGG
Messenger RNA from Pomacea canaliculata, 2539 nucleotides. RefSeq names its product D(2) dopamine receptor-like. The transcript has 3 exons. Gene Ontology annotation, molecular function: G protein-coupled peptide receptor activity. The record is from RefSeq and is a predicted model, not a curated record. Gene Ontology annotation, biological process: neuropeptide signaling pathway. Lineage: Eukaryota; Metazoa; Mollusca; Gastropoda; Architaenioglossa; Ampullariidae. The coding region runs from base 135 to 1199 and encodes 354 amino acids. Gene Ontology annotation, cellular component: membrane.